Messenger RNA from Camelina sativa (false flax), 1369 nucleotides. The record is from RefSeq and is a predicted model, not a curated record. NCBI's taxonomy places the organism in Eukaryota, Viridiplantae, Streptophyta, Magnoliopsida, Brassicales, Brassicaceae.
UCCAUCUUUCCUAGACGAAUCCCUUCCCCAUGUGAUGCUUGUGGCUUGUCUCUUGAAACACACAUGACCUCGUCUAUGCUUGUCUUUCAUGUAACUUCAUGGUCCACAGGGCAUGUAUCUACUUACCCCGUGUUAUUAAAAUCACCCGUCAUCCACACCGUUUAUCUCUCUCCCUCUCUUCCUUCCGGAUUAUUCCGUUGUGGUGUCUGUCGCCGUACCAUCGAUGUCACCUACGGACAGUUUUCUUGCAAUAAGGGAUGUCACUAUGCUGUGCAUUCCAGAUGUGCGGUACAAGAAAGAGUAUGGGACGGAAAAGAUCUUGAAGGAGUUCCAGAAGAACCCGAUGAAGACGUCGAGCCAUUCGACAGGAUCGAUGACGAGACAAUACAACAUUUCAGCCACGAGCAUCAUCUAAGACUCCACAUGAACGACGGAGCUUGUGAUGAAAACAAGUUCUGUCAGGCAUGCAUCAUACCAAUCUUAGUGUCUGAAAGUUUUUAUGGUUGUACGUUGUGCAACUUCCUUCUCCACAAAGCAUGUGCGUCAUUUCCUCGUAAAAAAGACCAUCCCAUACACAAACGCCGGCUUAUACUUUAUCAAAUCCCUCCUGAGCCACUCGAGGUUGUGCAGCUCCAGGGAGGGGAUGGCAUGUUCAAAUGCAGUGGUUGUGACCAAUCAGGUUAUGGUUUCGUGUACAUAUGCAGCGAGGAAGGCUGCCAAUUUUAAUUGGACGCACGUUGCGCUUCCCUUCUGGAUCCUUUCAUCCAUGGAAGCCAUUCACAUCAUGAUCUCUUCUUCAAUCUCACAAAGGGAGAAUGCAUGGGGUGUGCUAAACAUUGUUUACCAUUUUACCUAGAGUGUCUGGAAUGCAAGUCAUUCUUGGGCCUAAAAUGCGCUACUUUGCCAAAUAAGAUACACUACAAGCACGAUAAGCAUCCACUCGCUCUCUGCUACAGGGAAGAAGAUACAACAAAUGGUCAAUACUGGUGUGAAAUAUGUGAGGCAAUAUUACUGGCAAAAGAGUGGUUCUAUACGUGCAAUGACUAUUACAAUGUCACAGUUCAUGUUAGUUGCUUGCUGGGAAACCCAAUCUUCUUGAAGCCCGCGUCCUUCGACAUAAACGAUGUUACGGUUUCAGUUAUUCGUAACAGUGAUAAAACUCGAGCAAUUUGCCAUAGGUGUGAUAGUCGUUCCGUACAGCCCUUUUUGUGCAAGUUCGCAAAUGCGUCUUCGUGUUCUUUUGAUUGUGUAUGGAAAAGAGUUAUUCAAGUUAUAUAGCAUUAAGGUUUCCAAUAUAGCUCUGGAUACAUUGUUCCUAGGUGCUUUAGCUCUGCGUUCUCGAUGCUCCAUCAAAGAAGAUGCUUUUGUG